AUGAAAGAAAUAAAAAGCCUCUUUUUAGCUUUAUUGAAAAAAGAUAGCUCCAAAUCUAAUCAAAGCUUAACCGAAGAAGACACGAAAUCUACAACCAACCCUCAGACCAGCAUUUCUCGAGUUUUCGACUCUGAAAUCGACGAUUCUUUCUUCGGAUCCAUAAGUGAAGGUAACGAGUCGGUUCUUGUCCAAAAAAUCCCAAGACGAAGCUCCCAGCCUGCCUCAGCUAUUCCUCUGACACACUCCAACUCAAUGAACGAAGCACUUUGGCAAGCUGCUCUGCAAAAUAAGGCCGAACUAUGCCGAGAAUUGUUACAAAAAUCCUUCUAUGGUGAUGCAGUGGCUGAUGUAAACUUUAAAGGUGACAAUAAUGACACUUCCUUGCACGUCGCUGCCCAAGAAGGCUUCCUCAGGGUUUGUGAGAUCUUAUUAGACUAUGGGGAGAGAACUGAUAUUGAUGCCAAAAAUUCCCAGGGAAGAACCGCUCUUCACAUUGCCUGCAUGAAUGGCUACUUGCAGCUUGCCCAGCUUUUGGUAAGAUCAGGAGCAGAAAUAGAUGUCACAGAUAACGAUGGAAACACUCCUUUGCACUUGGCGUCUCAAAACUCUCACAAUGGCCUGCUUAUUUGGCUUUUAUCAAAAAAGCCAAGCUUAUUUAUAGAAAACAACCAAGACAAAACGGCAGCUGAAGUGGCAGGCUCAGAGGAGACUGACAAAAUCUUCCAAAAAUACAUAAAUAAAUCAGGCUCCCAGACUCCGUCUUCUGGGUCUAGGGUGGAAACUCAAAGGGUUAGUAUAUUAUACAUGUCGACUGCUGAAGAGCCACAAAAUCCUGAAAAAGUGAGUCCUUUUGACUUCGAGCUAUUGCAAGAGCUUGGGAAAGGCAGUUUUGGCGAAGUCUACCUCGUAAGGAAAACAGCCACACAAAACCUUUACGCCAUGAAAGUUUUAAGAAAAGACAGAAUCAUGGCACAAAAUUUGAUAAAAUACGCUCUGACUGAAAGAAAUGUAAUGAGCUACGUGAAGCAUCCUUUUAUUGUAUCUUUAAACUAUGCAUUCCAAACCCCAGAAAAACUUUUUUUAAUAUUAGACUACUGCCCAGGAGGGGAUUUAGGAUUAAUGCUUACAAAAGAGAAAAGGUUUUCUGAAGAAAAAGCAAAAAUUUAUCUGGCAGAAGUAACGCUUGCUUUAGAAGAACUGCAUAAAAAAGGGAUCAUUUUUAGAGAUCUUAAGCCAGAUAAUGUCGUAAUUGAUGAAGAAGGCCAUGCUCUUUUGACUGAUUUUGGAUUAUCAAAAGAAGGAGUCCAUGAUAAUUAUGUCACAAAAAGCUUCUGUGGAUCCCUUGCAUAUCUGGCUCCAGAGAUGAUAAGAAGGCAAGGACAUGGGAAAUCUGUAGACUGGUAUUUACUUGGGGUUUUGUUAUAUGAAAUGCUGGUGGGCAUACCACCUUAUUUUUCAGCAAACCGAGAAGAAUUAAUUUCAAAUAUACAAAAAGGAAAACUGAGGCUGCCGUCAAGCUUGAGCACAGAAGCAAAAUGUUUGAUUAAAAAUGUAAGGGAUAUUUAGCUGCUUCAGAGGGAUCCGAAUAUUAGGCUUGGGGCGAGAAAAGAUGCAGAAGAAAUCAAAAGCCAUGAAUUUUUCAGAGGAAUUGACUGGCAAAGCGCCUUAAGGAGAGAGUUAAGGCCGCCGAUCCCUGAAAGAAAAGAACUCAAGCAAGAAAAUAUUGACCCGAUAAAAGUGUAUGGAGAUCUGAGUAUUGGAGAACAAGGAAACGCGAUUUCAGGGUGGUCUUUUGUAUCUUGCUAG
Blepharisma stoltei is the source of this 1806-nucleotide messenger RNA. Lineage: Eukaryota; Ciliophora; Heterotrichea; Heterotrichida; Blepharismidae. The record is from the annotation of a GenBank genome assembly.